Messenger RNA from Osmerus eperlanus (European smelt), 4832 nucleotides. It is a transcript of the gene trim9, whose product is annotated as tripartite motif containing 9. Gene Ontology annotation, cellular component: cytoplasm. The transcript is spliced from 12 exons. Bases 156 to 2399 code for a protein of 747 amino acids. Gene Ontology annotation, molecular function: zinc ion binding; protein binding. NCBI's taxonomy places the organism in Eukaryota, Metazoa, Chordata, Actinopteri, Osmeriformes, Osmeridae. The record is from RefSeq and is a predicted model, not a curated record.
UCCAAGGUUGUAUUCGCACUUGUAAACGCUGCAGGGAAACACAUCUAUCGGUGCUACUAAUAAGCUUGUUUUGAUUCAGCCUCAUUAGGCUACACCAUUCUACAUAAUUAUUGUCUUAAUCUGUUGCAGACAUUAAUCUAAGAAGAGAAUCAACCAUGGAUGAAAUGGAUGAAGAAUUGAAAUGUCCUGUCUGCGGAUCUUUUUUCCGGGAGCCGAUCAUACUGCCGUGUUCCCAUAACAUUUGCUUGGCUUGUGCUCGGAAUAUCUUAGUGCAGACCCCCGAUGCCGAAUCUCCUCAGAGCAGUCGUGCCUCCGGCUCCGGGGUCUCUGACUAUGAUUAUCUUGACCUGGAUAAAAUGAGUCUGUAUAGCGAAGCGGACAGUGGAUACGGCUCGUAUGGGGGGUUCGUUAGUGCUCCGACUACCCCUUGCCAGAAAUCCCCAAACGGGGUCCGUGUUUUCCCCCCCGCGGUCCCACAACCCCCUCCGCAACACCACUUGCUCCAACACCCCGGCUCCCUUCCUCCUAUCCCCCGCAAUUCCUGCAUCACCUGCCCGCAGUGCCAUCGUAGCCUAAUUCUGGAUGACCGGGGGCUCCGCGGUUUCCCCAAGAACCGGGUGCUGGAAGGGGUGGUCGAUCGGUACCAGCAGAGUAAAGCAGCGGCGCUGAAGUGUCAACUGUGUGAGAAGAGUCCCAAAGAGGCCACCGUGAUGUGUGAGCAGUGCGACGUGUUCUACUGCGAUCCAUGUCGCUUAAGGUGCCAUCCCCCCCGUGGCCCUCUUGCCAAACACCGCCUGGUACCACCAGCGCAGGGCCGGAUAAGCCGUCGGACGAGUCCCCGAAAGAUUUCCACUUGUACAGAACACGAACUCGAAAAUCUAAGCAUGUACUGUGUCCAGUGUAAGAUGCCAGUUUGUUACCAGUGUUUGGAGGAAGGAAAGCACGGAACACAUGAAGUGAAGGCUCUAGGAGCUAUGUGGAAACUGCACAAGGGCCAGCUCUCCCAGGCUCUCAACAUCCUGUCGGACCGGGCCACAGAGGCCAAGGAGUUCCUGGUGCAGCUGAGGAACAUGGUGCAGCACAUCCAGCCAGCCGAUGCUCCCGGGCGACCCUUAGUGACGUCAGGGUGGGGAACAUUGAAGGAGAACGGGGUGGAGUUCGAGGCGUGUCUGGUGGCGCAGUGUGACGCCCUCAUCGACGCGCUGAACCGCCGCAAGGCCCAGCUGCUCUCCCGGGUCAACAACGAGCACGAGCACAAGCUGAAGGUGGUGAGGGACCAGAUCUCCCACUGCACGGUGAAGCUCCGCCAGACCACGGGUCUGAUGGAGUACUGUCUGGAGGUCAUCAAGGAGAACGACCCCAGCGGCUUCCUGCAGAUCUCAGACGCUCUGAUUCGCAGGGUGCACAUGACGGUAAGGCCAGUGGGGCAAGGGCACGCUGACCCCAGGAUGACCAGUGACUUUGACCUCACCCUGGACAGCAGCCCCCUUCUUCAGACCAUCCACCAGCUGGACUUUGUCCAGAUGAAAGUCCCAGCUGCUCCUAUGCUCCAGCUGGAGGAAUGCUGCACUCAGAACAACAGCGCCACGUUGUCAUGGAAACAGCCACCUCUCUCCACCAUCGCCGUGGACGGAUACAUCCUCGAGCUGGACGACGGCAAUGGAGGCCAGUUCAGGGAAGUGUACGUGGGGACGGAGACCAUGUGUACUGUGGAUGGGCUGCACUUCAACAGCACCUACAAGUCCAGGGUGAAGGCCUACAACGACAGCGGCGUGGGCCAGUACAGCAAAACCCUGGUCAUGCAGACCUCCGAGACUGGACUUCCUCCAUGUGAUAUUCCGACUCUAGCUACAGUUGCCUGGUUCACCUUCGACCCCGCCUCCGCCCACCCCGACAUCAUCUUCUCCAACGACAACCUGACGGUGACGUGCAACAGCUACGACGACAGGGUUGUCAUGGGCAACUGCAGCUUCUCCCGGGGAGUCCACUACUGGGAGAUGACGGUGGAUCGCUACGACAACCACCCCGACCCUGCCUUCGGUGUUGCGCGCGGCGACGUGCUGAAGGAUGUGAUGCUGGGGAAGGAUGACAAGGCCUGGGCCAUGUACGUGGAUAACAACCGCUCCUGGUUCAUGCACAAUAACUCCCACACCAACAGGACGGACGGGGGCAUCGGUAAGGGCUCCACAGUGGGGGUGCUACUGGACUUCACCAGGGGCAUCCUCAUCUUCCUCAUCAACGAUGAGCAGCAGGGGCCUGUGGCCUUCGAGGCCCUGGAGGGACAGUACUUCCCCGCCAUCAGCCUCAACCGCAACGUCCAGGUGACCCUGCACACUGGACUUCCCAUCCCUGACUUCUACACCCCUGGAGAAGCAGAUCCUACUGGCUCAGUGUGUUAGGCAGCAGGACAGCUCUCCCCUGUACAGUCUCGCCCAGAAAACCACCGCGUUCAUCUCCCCUCUCUUGCCCUGCUCUCUGCUCCCCACGCCGGACGUCAAGGCCCCAACAGACUCCUGUUCCACCAUGCUUGUGUAACCCCACCACGUUUGGACUUCCACACAAGUGGAACUCUGGUUGUGUUUGUCAUCUCUACAUGUCACAUUAUACAGCUGGUUGGAAACAGUCAACCAAUACAACCUUUGUGGUCAUCAAGACUUCUUCUCUACUAGCUUUGCUGAGGAUAUUAUGGGAUGUCAGCCAUGCUUCUGUAUAGCUCAGUGGUAGAGCAUUGGACUGCAGAUGUAGAGGUCCUGGGUGCAAAUCCGCCCCUGUUCAUUAUGUUGCAUAAAAGCGAACAACGACACAUUACAUUACAUUCCUCUCUGGAUACCAUUGGAAAAAGGGAAAUGUGGAGGAAAUGUCCUAAGUGUUGCCACCAGGGGGCAGUAAUGUGUGUGUGGUUUGACUAAAAGGUGUCAUCUGAGGGCACAAAGGGUACCUGGGAUGUCACGUCAACUGUUACAUUUCCCACAUAAAUACCCUUUAAAACACACACAUAUACACGUACCCAUCAACAAAUAAUUGUUGUCACAUAAACCUUAAGCGUAAGCCAAGUGACAGUGCACUGCUGACUGAGCGGGGGCAGCACUGGGAACACAACAUGGCUCUGUGUGACUGCUAAUGAGGAGUGGUGGACAGCUGCCAUGAACCCUGACAGGAAGCCCUGGACGCUCAGCUGUGUUGCUCUGUAUUUCCCUCAAUGUAAAACGAGAUGCAGUCAGUGGCUUAGCUUGUGUGAAUCUUAUCUCUAGUUUGUAUAACUACAGUCUACUUCAAUACCCAGCUGGAAGCAAGCCUUUAUUCAGCCUGUUCUCCUGUCCUGCAGCUCUUAGAGAAUGCCUUCCUUCUGCUACAACUAUUACACAGCUAAUGCUGCUCAAACUGCUACUCAUGAAUGUGAACUGAAGGAGAUACAUGACAAUGAAGGAGUUUGUGACAGUGAUGAUGAUGAAGAUGAUGAUGGUUGGUGUCACACUGGCUAUUUAAAUAAGGUGCUACUGCAACUUGCUCAAUAACAUCUCUCAUACUAUAGGUGACUGAGUGUUGGUAGUUUUGUAUUACUGUCCAUGUCCUCUAAUGUAAGGAGAUGUAUGAAGAAAUACAAUUUAUUAUUGACGUACCAAUCAUCUUUGUUGUGACUUUUACACGAUAGGUCAUUGUUGUUUUUCAUCCAAUGAAUGGAUCAUGCCAACAGGGGAAGGAGGUGACAUUACUUACAACCUUAACAGUUGUUGUAAGUAAUGCAAACACCCUCGAGAUGUUCUUGGUGUGUGAUCUGAAACUGUACGGUUGUAACUUUAAAGUGAAGGUUUCUGACCCAUAGACAUCCUCAAGAAGAACUCAGACCUAUUGUAUCGUCAAGGUGCUAUCCUGUGGGUGUGCCUUUCAUCUGCAACCUGGAAACAUUACAGUCAUCACACGAUCAAUACAAGAUCUGUGAUGCUGGACUUAAAGCCUAUUGCAAUAUAUAUUUUCAUAAAAGCUAAGUACACUGUGUGUUUGAUGAUAGAAUUCCCUGGUUGUGAAUUGGCGUAUUGGCUUAAGCACAGUAUUUUGAAAGAACACAACGAUCAGGUUUUCACUCAGUGGGCAUCGUCUUCGGGUGCCGCAUCUCAGACAUCCUAAUUGGUUGUUGUUUUGCGUGGUUGUGUUUGUGUCCAUUUUUCUGGCCGAUCAUGGUGAAUGGAGACUCUGUGCCCAGAAUACCACCAGACCCUUAGAGGUCGCUGGGAAAAUACUGAGAGUUCAUUCAGCCAGACCAAAUGAAACCCAUCACGGAUAUUACAGUUUCAUUUUACAUAACUAAUCCCAAAAUUUGUUUUAGCCAUUUUUCUAGAACUUUUUUGGGGUAAUUGUAUAAAGGUCUAUCAUAUUUGAAACCACUUAAUACUUUUACAUUUGAUCUUCUUAAACUUUUAUGGUUAUGGUUGCAGUAUAGCAACCAUGGUUAUAGUCAAGUGACUGAAUCGCAUUCCUCAUACAUGGUUUUACAAUAAAGUUUUAUUCAAGGCAACGUGCAACACUGACAAGGUAUACUGUACAGUACAUGUGUUUGGAGGGCUACUCGGCUGUGUUGUAUCUCCAAAGUGAAUAUUUUUGCCCUGCUUUACAGAUAGGUUGAAUGUUCUAAAUAUAAUUUAUUAUAUAAUUAUAUGUGUUUCACAUAUAUUCAUGUGGAUUGAGAUUAUAAGUAUUGUUAUAAUUACCCACAUAUACUUAUGAUUAUUGUUAUUAUCAUUAUUACGAAAAUAGUUGUUAUUGCUCUCAUUCAACUUGACUUAUUGAGCUCUUUGUGUUUUCUGUAUUUGUGAAUAUUCAAUAAAUUCUAGAUG